Sesamum indicum (sesame) is the source of this 1308-nucleotide messenger RNA. RefSeq names its product mitochondrial outer membrane protein porin of 34 kDa. Gene Ontology annotation, cellular component: mitochondrial outer membrane. The record is from RefSeq and is a predicted model, not a curated record. Gene Ontology annotation, biological process: monoatomic anion transmembrane transport. Gene Ontology annotation, molecular function: voltage-gated monoatomic anion channel activity. NCBI's taxonomy places the organism in Eukaryota, Viridiplantae, Streptophyta, Magnoliopsida, Lamiales, Pedaliaceae.
UUGCACUGUUUAUAUCUUAUUGCUCUGCUCCAAAAUUACUGCACAAAUAUCAUUUCUUGUCUCUCAAUUUUCUCCGUGAACUUUUGAAUUUUGAGCUUUAAGUGCAGAAAUUAUGGGCAAGGGUCCAGGUCUCUACUCUGAUAUUGGGAAAAGAGCUCGAGAUCUUUUAUACAAGGAUUACAACAGCGACCAGAAGUUUACGCUCACCACCUACUCUCCCACUGGAGUUACUCUCACUUCAACAGGAACAAAAAAAGGUGACCUAUUUCUGGCCGAUGUUAACACUCAAUUGAAGCACAAGAAUGUCACCACUGAUAUUAAAGUGGACACAAGCUCGAACCUCCAUACCACUGUAACAGUUGAUGAGCCUACUCCUGGAUUAAAGACGAUAUUAAGUUUCAGAGUUCCUGAUCAAAGGUCUGGAAAGUUGGAACUUCAAUACUUGCACGAAUAUGCGGGGAUAAGCUCAAGCGUUGGGUUGACUGCUAAUCCCAUAGUGAACUUUUCUGGUGUUGUGGGGAACAAUAAGCUCGCUUUGGGGAGUGAUGUCUCUUUUGACACCAAGGAAGGAGCAUUUAUCAAAUGCAACUUUGGAGCAAGCUUCACAAAUGCUGAUCUUAUAGCUGCUUUGACGCUGAAUGACAAGGGUGAUACCUUGAGUGCCUCAUACUACCAUAUCGUGAGCCCAUUGAGCAACACUGCUGUCGGUGCUGAGGUGACCCAUAGCUUCUCAACUAAUGAGAAUACAGUCAUUGUUGGGACUCAGCAUUCCUUGGACCCAUUGACUUCUGUGAAAGCACGGCUGAACAAUUUCGGCAAGGCAAGUGCUCUGAUCCAGCAUGAGUGGCGUCCGAAGUCACUCAUCACUGUCUCAACUGAGGUGGACACCAAAUCUAUUGACAAGAGUCCCAAAUUUGGAUUUGCCUUGGCCCUCAAGCCAUGAGUGGACUAUUCUGUUUGUAUGACAUGCUUCUGCUGGUUAGGUGGUUGCUUGGACUUCAUUUCCUAGUUCUCUUCUUCUCAUUUACCAGUUGUUGGACUAGUAUCCACAUGGUGUCAGCUUUGAGCCUGAAAUUUUCUGCAAUCAGGGCUUCUCUCGUUUUUGACCUCUCUAUCUUCAUGAUUUUCGGGUUUGGAAGGUUUAUAGACCUCUCGAAAGAAUGUCUGAUAAUAAAACUAUUUUCCAUGUGAAAGAGACGUCCAUGGAAUUAAUUUAGUAUUGCUAGGACAUUUGCACUUUUGCAUUGUAAACUUUUAUUAACAUUUGUUAUAUCUUGGUGUCGUAAUUGUGCUGCUAAUUGUUUCUAA